Molecule: messenger RNA, 1704 nt
Organism: Gigantopelta aegis
Lineage: Eukaryota; Metazoa; Mollusca; Gastropoda; Neomphalida; Peltospiridae
Product: UDP-GalNAc:beta-1,3-N-acetylgalactosaminyltransferase 2-like
Exons: 13
Coding region: 58-1512 (484 amino acids)
Cellular component (GO): membrane
Molecular function (GO): hexosyltransferase activity
Source: RefSeq, a predicted model, not a curated record
UUUGUCCAACCAUGAAAUGAAAGCGCGGAGGUUUUGAAACGUCUAAAUUUCUGUUGUAUGGAUAAAAGACUGCUUGUCAGUGUAUUUGCUGUGUCUACACUGCUAGCUAUUUGUUUUCCAUAUGCAGCUAAUCAUAUGUUUCACUAUUUAGCCGUUUUAUUUAAAGAGGACAUUGAUGUUGCUAUUUGCAUUUUAUCGUCACGUGAUCACUUUGAGCAUCGAGAUGCUAUCAGGGAAACGUGGCUCAGUAACCUGAGGAGUGACACUAUACUAGGAUACAGUGUAAAAGCUUGGUUCAUGGUAGGAGAAACUUGCUGUACUUUACCAAUGGAAGACCGGCUGGAUGAGUAUGACUGUCAUCCCUGGAAUCCAGAACCUCGGAAUGAUAGCAAGGAUGUUGCAGUAUUCUCUGGAGCUAGUGGGAAAGACCCUGACCAUGUGGUUGAUCUUGUAGCCAGCAGACUUGCAGUCAAAGUUUUACAUCCGGUUGUGUUAAAAAGAAUUGGAAUACUUGCUGGUUAUGGUGACUCCGUGACAGUUACACUGUGGAAUGGUUUGACAGAUGAAGAAUUAAUUACAGUGUCUUUUAGUGAAAAAGAUAGAGGAAUUGAGUACCAUGGUUAUAGAUAUCAAGCUAUUCAGCCCAUGAUCCUACCAAAGGGUUUUGAAUGUGAGUUGGCGACAAACCAAUCAGCACCUAAUCCUCGGCAUGCCGGUGAGACGGGCUUGCGUGGAGCUGAGAGGAUUGCCACGAAUGAUGAGGGAGUUCUCCUUGUGCAGAAAUUGAACGAUGACCGUACCAAUGUGGAAGAAUCGACCAGUUCCAUCUCUGUGGUUUCUAUCAUGUUUGCUGUGAAUGAUGUUGAUCAGCUUAAUACUCACAUUGAGAACAGAUAUGAAAGACAACGGUUGUGGCAGGACAAGAUGGCGCAAGAUGAAGAAAAACUUAAAGAAGAAUCGGCCAUCCAUGGUGAUGUAGUCAGCGUUGGUGUUCUGGAUGUGUACAGAAACCUGCCACAGAAACUGCUGCAGUGUCACCAAUGGAUCUCUGACCAUUUUAAUGUGAAGUAUGUGUUGAAGACAGACGAUGAUUGUUUUGUUGAUAUACAGAAUAUUCUCAGUAGUCUGAAAAAAAUAGAAAAUAGAACUAAAGUUUGGUGGGGAAGUUUCCGUGAUGAAUGGCUUGUUGAGAGAUAUGGAAAAUGGAAAGAGAGAUCCUUUGCUUCAUCCGUCUUCUCCAAAUUUGCCUGUGGCUCUGGAAGUGUUGUUUUUGAAGACUUACACCAGUGGCUGGCCACAAACAGUGAUUAUCUUCAUGCUUUUGAGGGUGAAGAUGUGGCAAUGGGGAUCUGGUUGGCUGCCAUCAACCCAUCAUACAUACAGGACAGUAACUGGAAAUGUGACAAGACAUGUACCACAGGACUAUAUACACUGCCAGAACUGACACCACAGGAAAUGAGACGGCACUGGAGAAACAAAAUAAACUGUGAUGAUCCCUGUAAAACAUGUUAAUGGGUUGAAUCCAUUUUAUCACAACUUUACAAAGAAUAUUUUAUCAAUGGUUAUGCCAGAUAACAAAGACACACUUGGAUGAAAAAAAAGAAGUUUGUUUUGUUUAAUGACACCACUAGAGAACAUUGAUAUUUGGUAAUUUUGACAUAUAGUCUUGAAGUCACCUGCUGCAUGUUUCCAUUUGUGGCAAGG